AUGCCAUUUUUUGUUUUUCGUUGUUUAAUUCAAAAUAACAGACAUUUUUCCUUUCUAUCAUCAACAUUAUGUGCCAGACACGCAACAGCAAAAACUUCUUUAAAACAAAAUAGAAUCCAAGAAAGUUUGCCGUUAGAAACCAACGGAAUUGUUUUAGUUCCAAAAAAAUUACACGAACAUCUUUUUGGAGAAACAAGUGUCGAUAAUUGUGAAAAAACUGAUCAAAUGGUAAAGAGAAAAUCUGAGGAAGAAUUUUUGGUAGAAGAAAAAUUGAAAUUACCUAAACUUAAAUCAAAAAAUUUAAUGGGGCAUUUUAAAGUUUUGGCUGAAGAACAAUUGAAAGAGUAUCGAAUUUUAAUGGAACAAGCCAUGCAAAUUGGAAGUUUACCUCCAAUGCCAAAAGAAUGGUCAUCUUCUCCUGGCUGGACAGUUUAUGAAAAGAAUAUUAAAGGUCAACAUAUUCAAAGACAAGUUCCUUUUCCAAAAGAAAAUUUGUUGUUUUUUGACGUUGAAGUUUGUAUGACAGAUGGAAAAUUACCAACUAUGGCUGUUGCUCUUUCUCCAAAUAAAUGGUAUUCUUGGUGUAGUAACAGAUUAUCUAAUGAUCAAGUAGAUUUACCUGAAUUUGUUACUUUAGAUCAUUUAAUUCCUCUUGAAGAUGAAAAUAAUUUGGGGAAUUUUAAAAGUUUAGUUAUUGGACACAAUAUGGCUUUUGAUAGACAAUUUAUUAGAGAACAAUAUUUGGAGAAGGAAUCGGCUAUGAAAUGUUUGUCUUUUUUAUUGUGUGGAAAUUUCCGGUUCAAUUUUUAUUCAAAUUUAUUUUCUUUUAUCUUGGAUUUCUCCUUAAAUUCUCUUUUUUCUUAUUUUCUAACCUUUCUUUAUUUGACCCUAUCCCAAAAUAAUGGCGGAAUCGUUUUUUCAUUACUUGCAAGGAAAGGAAAAAUGGAAACGAACAAACAAAUCACGUCCGAAGACGUGCAGACAAAACACGGGCUUAACGGACAGAUGUUUUUUUGGUGUACAAUGUCAAUGCAUAUUGCUUGUUCUGGUAUGGCCGACCACCAAAGACGUCUAUACGAAAAAUCAAAAUUAAAUUCCUACGAUUAUAUGUCCAACUUUUAUCUUGAAGAUGAAGAUGGAGUUCCUGUUUUUACAAAACAAUUUCAGCAAUUAUUUCUUUAUUGUGCUGAAGACGUUCGAGCUACUUUUGAAGUUUAUCAAAAACUUUAUCCAAAAUUUUGUAAAAGAUUUCCCCACCCAUUAACAUUUUGUGGAAUGAUGGAAAUGGCAAAUGUUUAUUUACCUAUUAAUUCGAAUUGGCGUCAUUUUUAUGAUAAAUGUGAAAAACUUUCUUCUUCAAGUAUGAAUGAAAUUACUAGAAAAGUUAUUCAAAUUGCUAGAGACGUCAUUGAAGAAAUGGAUCAAACAAUAGAAAAUAAAGAAAGGGAGGAGAAUCAAGUCAAUGAAAGUGAAGAAAUGCCUGAAAUAUUAAAAAAAUACCAUUUAGACCCCUGGCUAUUCGUCUCAAAUUGGUCCCGUCCAAAUAAACGCCCUCAAUGGCCUGUCUGGUAUUGGGGACUUUUUCAGAAAUUAUCACAUGCAAAUACCCCUCUAGAAGAAUUGGAAGCAGAUUCUGUUAAAUUAAUGUGUAGAGAAUUACCUCGACUUUUUGGGCUUUGUUAUGGUCCAUAUCCUUUAAUGUUUGUGACAGAUUUGGGAUGGGGAUAUAUUGUCCCUAAAAAAAAUUUUGUUUCUUCUUCCCUACCAGAAACACAAUUAAUUAAAAUUGCUGAUGAAUCUGUUCAUAUGCCAAUUAGGGCUCGCUAUAAAGAACAAUUACCUGUUUGGUUUGAUAAAAAUUCUGAAAAUGGGGCAAUUGUUCCCUCUGUUAUCCCAGCUGGUACAGUUACAAGACGUGCGGUACAUAAAUUGUGGUUAACCUCUGCAAACGCAAAAAAAUCAAUGAUUCAAUGUUCAAACGGUUAUUCUCUAGUUGGGGCAGAUGUUGAUUCUCAAGAACAGUGGAUAGCAGCCCUUUUUGGUGAUUCUUUACAUCCUUCAAAACGUGCUGGUUCUACAGCAUUUAGUGCUAUGCUUUUGGCUGGGAAUAAAGCAGAAAAGACUGAUUUACAUUCUGUUGUAGCAAAAACUGUUGGAAUUAGUAGAGAUCAUGCUAAGGUUUUAAACUAUGCUCGUUUAUAUGGUGCUGGUAGUAAACAUGCAGAACAAUUCUUAAAAACACAAGGAAUUUCGGAUAUUACUUCUAAAAAGUUGACUAAAAAAUUAUUUGAAACAACUAAAGGAAAGGCUUCAAAUUACCAUCGUCUAUCAGAAUCUGGAGGAAAAUAUUUUGAAGAAUAUUUAGCUUAUCUUCACAGUCAAAAUAUAAUUAUUGAAAAUACCUCAAAAAAUAAUUCUUAUUUAUUUGUUGAUGGUUGUUAUUUCCUUCCAAAUGUUACUUUUAGCAGUUUUACUUUAAAUUUUGCUGAAUGGCUAUUUAAUUAUAAGAAAACAAAUUUAAAUGAUAAAUUUGCUUCGAGAUAUCCAAUAAAGCUUUAUAAUGGAGGAUAUGAAUCCAAUACAUUUAAUUAUCUUUCACUUAAAUCACAUCAACUUUACCCUGAAACUCCUGUCCUCAAAUGCCGAUUAAGCGAAGCACUUGAACCUUUCCCCGUUACCAUAAAAAAUGGGCCAGAAGCAUAUGCAUUCAAUACUUUAUAUAAAAGGACAAUAAUUAAUUGGUUUGUCCAGUCAAGUGCUGUCGAUUUCCUUCAUAUGUUGUUGGUCUGUAUGAGGUGGUUGUGUACUACUUAUGGAAUUAGAGUUCGUUUUAUGAUUUCUAUACAUGAUGAAGUUCGUUAUAUGGUAGCCGAUGAAGAUAAAUAUAGAUGUGCGUUGGCAUUAACUUUAAGUAACAUGUAUGUUAGAGCAGCAAUAUCAGAAUCGCUUGGAAUUCGAGAACUUCCAAGGUCUGUCGCCUUCUUCAGUCAAGUUGAUAUUGACAAAGUUUUGCGAAAAGAGGUGACUUUAGACUGUGAAACUCCAGGAGGCGAGAAAGUGGAAAAUGGUAAAAAAUUUUGUUAA
This is a messenger RNA of Meloidogyne enterolobii, 3084 nucleotides long. NCBI's taxonomy places the organism in Eukaryota, Metazoa, Nematoda, Chromadorea, Rhabditida, Meloidogynidae. The record is from the annotation of a GenBank genome assembly.